Molecule: messenger RNA, 3015 nt
Organism: Hansenula ciferrii
Lineage: Eukaryota; Fungi; Ascomycota; Saccharomycetes; Phaffomycetales; Wickerhamomycetaceae
Gene: HMG1
Product: hydroxymethylglutaryl-CoA reductase (NADPH) HMG1
Exons: 1
Coding region: 1-3015 (1004 amino acids)
Biological process (GO): coenzyme A metabolic process; ergosterol biosynthetic process; isoprenoid biosynthetic process
Cellular component (GO): peroxisomal membrane; endoplasmic reticulum membrane
Molecular function (GO): protein binding; hydroxymethylglutaryl-CoA reductase (NADPH) activity
Source: RefSeq, a predicted model, not a curated record
AUGACCGCCAUUUUGGAGAAACCGCUGAACGGACUCGCUACCGUGUUGGCGUUUAUUGGUAAGCUAUCAGCUUUACAUCCAAUCCAUACAUUAAUCGUUACAUCUUUAUUGGCUUCUAUCGCUUAUUUGAACAUUGUGGAAAACUAUGUUGGUGACAGCUUCAAUUUCACUGAUUCAACUUAUACAUUGACAAACUAUUAUCAUCCUUCAGGUUCAAAAGAUUCUUGGGUUCAAGUUGAUGAUUUAUCUAAAAUUUCACAAGAUGUUGAACAUUAUAAUAUUGUUCCAUUUCAAUUUAAAAGAGGUGGUGAUUCUCAAAUUCCUGAAAUUGCAAACUCUUAUUCAGAUGAAUCUGAUGAACAAGUUCAAUUUUUAAUCACAAAAGAAAAUGAAACUUCAGAUUUAGAAUUAAAUCAAUUAGUUUCUGAAGAUGGUACCAUUUGGAGAUUCAGGGAUUUCCAUGCUAAAUUAGGUAGAUAUUCAGAUUUGGUUUUAAAAGCUUAUAACAAGGUUAGCAAAUUGAUCUUAGGUGCUGAACCAUUUGAUAUUGCAAUUGUUACUGUUGCUUAUCUAGCAAUGUGGUAUACAUUUAUUUCAUUAUUUAUUGAUAUGAGAAAAGCAGGUUCAAAAUUCUGGUUAGGGUUUUCAACUUUAGUUUCAUCAUUUUUUGCAUUUUUAUUUGCCUUAUAUACUGCUACUGAAUACUUGGAUAUACAAAUUCCAGCUUUAAGUAUCACUGAAGGUAUCCCAUUCCUUGUUGCAACUAUUGGUUUCAAACAUAAAAUUGCAUUAACUCAAAAAUUAUUGACUAAAUAUUCUACCUCUGAAUAUUAUAAAAAAGGUGCUCCAAAUGCAUUAUAUCUUGCUAUUAAAGAUCAAGGUUCAGCUCUUUUGCAUGAUCACUUGUUAGUUAUCGUUGCUUUCAUUGGUUGUUCAGUUUACGCUUCACAUUUAGAAGGUUUACGUAAUUUCUGUAUUUUAUCAGCUUUGAUCUUAUUUUUUGAUUUAUUAACUUCUGUUACAUUUUAUUCAGGUAUUUUAUCAUUGAAAUUAGAAAUCAAUUUGAUCCAUAGAUCAACUGUCCUAAAACAAGCUUUACAAGAAGAUGGUUUGACUCAACAAACUGUUGAUGAAGUUUUGAGAUCUGACGGUGAUUCUUCAAAAGUUUACUCUGAAUCAACAGCUAGUAGCUCAGUUACAAUUGGUAAGAUCUUAGCUAUCAUCUUAUUUUUCGGCUUCCACAUUUAUGGAUUAGGUUCUACUUGGUUAUCAGAUUUAGAUGCUAGUGCUGAAUAUACUGAAUCAUUUGCAUUCAGUGAUUCAUUCUUUUCACAAAUUCCAAUUGGCUCAAAGGGUACUCUGGUUUCAGUUUAUCCUGCAAGAUUCUUUUUACCAUCAAAGUUCUCUAUUCAAAUUGAAGAUCAAAUUUUAUCAACAAUUGGUUUUAUUAGUGCUGCUAUUCGUGAUAAAUAUAUUUCAAAAUUUGUUUUAUUUGCAUUCGCCAUCAGUGUUUCCAUCAAUGUUUAUUUAUUAAAUGCUGCUCGUAUUCAUUCAUCAAGUGUUGAAUCUGAUCUUGCUAAAUCUAAGAAAUCAUCUAAGAAAGCUACUAAAAAAGUUGAACCAAAAACUCCGGUUGUUUCUACAGAACCUGAACAAGAUGUUACAAAAUCAUCUGAAAUCAUCUCAUCUUCUGAUAAUGAAAGCGUUGAAUCACGUCCGUUGGAUACUUUAAUCGAAUUGUUUAAAGAUGGUAAAGUCAAAUCAUUAUAUAAUGAUGAAAUUGUUUCAUUAGUUACAAAUGGUAACUUGCCAUUAUAUGCUUUAGAAAAGCAAUUAGGUGAUACAACCCGUGCUGUUGCUGUUCGUCGUAAAGCUAUUGCCAAAUUAGCUAAUGCUCCUGUUUUGGAAACUGAUAAAUUACCAUACUUACAUUACGAUUAUGAUCGUGUCUUUGGUGCUUGUUGUGAAAAUGUUAUUGGUUAUAUGCCAUUACCAGUUGGUAUUGUUGGUCCAUUAAUCAUCAACGGUACUCCAUAUCAUAUUCCAAUGGCUACUACUGAAGGUUGUUUAGUCGCUUCUGCUAUGCGUGGUUGUAAAGCUAUCAACGUUGGUGGUGGUGUUGAAACUGUUUUAACUAAAGAUGGUAUGACUCGUGGUCCAUGUGUUCAAUUCCCAACUUUGAAAAGAGCUGGUGCUUGUAAAAUUUGGUUAGAUUCUGAUGAAGGUCAAGAUCUUGUUAAAAAGGCAUUCAACUCUACUUCAAGAUUCGCUCGUUUACAAGGUAUUCAAACUGCUUUAGCUGGUACUUUAUUAUUUAUUCGUUUCCGUACCACUACAGGUGAUGCUAUGGGUAUGAAUAUGAUUUCUAAAGGUGUUGAAUUUGCUUUGAAACAAAUGGUUGAAGAAUUUGGUUGGGAUGAUAUGCAAGUCAUUUCAGUUUCUGGUAAUUACUGUUCUGAUAAAAAACCAGCUGCUAUCAACUGGAUUGAAGGUCGUGGUAAAAGUGUUGUUGCUGAAGCUAUCAUCCCAUCUGAAACUGUUUCUAAGGUCUUGAAGAGUAGUGUUAAAGCUUUAGUUGAAUUAAAUAUCAGUAAGAACUUGGUUGGUUCUGCUAUGGCUGGUUCAAUUGGUGGGUUUAAUGCACAUGCUUCAAAUCUUUUAACUGCUGUUUUCUUAGCUCUUGGUCAAGAUCCAGCACAGAAUGUUGAAAGUUCAAACUGUAUGACAUUAAUGAAAGAAACUCCAGAAGGUGAUUUACAAAUCUCUGUUUCUAUGCCUUCAAUUGAAGUUGGUACUAUUGGUGGUGGUACUAUUUUAGAUCCACAAGGUUCAAUGUUAGAAUUAUUAGGUGUUAGAGGUCCAGCUGCUGUUCCAGGUGCUAAUGCUCAACAAUUAGCACAAAUCAUUGCUUCUAUCGUUUUGGCUGGUGAAUUAUCAUUAUGUAGUGCUUUAGCUGCUGGUCAUUUGGUUCAAAGUCAUAUGCAACAUAACAGAGCAGGUGCUGGAAAGAAAUAA